GGAUAUGAGCAAUAAUAGUUUUGAUGUAUCAGAAAUUCCCGUGUGGUUUACCGAAAUACAGUCUUUGACGACAUUAGUGAUGGAAAAUACACAACUUGAAGCACACAUUCCAGUCAAUCUUUUCAGCCUCCCUCAAUUGGAGACGGUGGUACUAAGCAACAACAAGCUUAAUGGGACACUGGAUAUUGGCAACAGUUAUAGCAACAAUUUGACCGUUGAUUUGCAGAACAACUCCAUUAGCGACUUUACACAGAAAGCAAGUUACAAUAUGGUCUUGAAGCUUGUGGGCAACCCAAUUUGUCAGGGAAAUGGAGCAGCAGAACGAUACUGCACAAUUCAGAAAUCCUACCCUUCAAACUGCACACCAACAAAUAACUGCACUACUGCGGUCUGCCAUUCAGGCAGUAUAUCAAGUCCAUAUUGCAAAUGUGCAUAUCCAUACACAGGAACCUUACACUUCAUUUCUAUUUCCUUCUCAAAUUUAGAAAACUCAAGUUACUUCAGAACCCUUGCGGGGUCUUUGAUGUCAGCUUUUCUGUCCAAUAAACUUCCUGUGGAUUCAGUGUCUCUUUGUGAUCCAACUGUCAAUUUAUACUCUUACCUUCAGAUCAAACUGCAAAUCUUUCCUUCUGGUCUAGAUCAUUUCAAUAGAACAGGAAUUUCUACAGUUGGUUUUCUGCUCACCAGCCAAUCUUUCCCAAUUCCAAAUUAUGGGCCUUACUUCUUUAUUGACGAGGGCUAUUGUUGCUUUGCAGGAGCAAAAAAACCAUCUAAAACAGGCAUUAUCGUUGGAGCAGUAGUUGGUGGUAGUUUUGUGCUUGUACUUUUAAUACUCGGUGCAAGAUUUUGUGCUUUCCAUCUAAAGAGAAAAGCAAAACGAGCAGUUCAACAGAGCAACCCUUUUGCAAAUUGGGACCGUGAUGAAAGCAGUGGCGGUGUUCCACAACUUAAAGGAGCUAGAUGGUUUUCAUUUGAAGAGCUUCGGAAAUGUACUAACAAUUUUGCAGAAGUGAAUGCUAUUGGAUCUGGGGGCUAUGGGAAGGUUUAUAGAGGAACUAUUGCCUCUGACCAAUUAGUUGCCAUCAAAAGAGCUCAACGGGGAUCAUUGCAGGGUGCUCUUGAGUUUAAGACUGAGAUUGAGCUUCUAUCAAGGAUCCAUCAUAAGAAUGUUGUCAGCCUGGUGGGUUUCUGUUAUGAGCAAGGGGAACAAAUGCUGGUCUAUGAGUAUAUUCCAAAUGGUAACCUGAAAGAUGGUCUUUCAGGGAAGUCAGGAUUCCGAUUGAACUGGAUGAGGAGACUUAGAAUAGCCCUUGAUUCAGCCAAAGGUCUGGCCUAUAUGCAUGAGCUUGCCAACCCUCCCAUCAUACACAGGGACAUUAAGUCAACCAACAUCCUACUAGAUGAUCAUCUAAAUGCAAAAGUUGCCGAUUUUGGCUUAUCCAAACUUUUGGCAGAUACCAGUAAGAGUUAUGUUAGCACUCAAGUCAAAGGGACAAUGGGAUACAUGGAUCCUGAAUAUUACACGACCCAACAGCUGUCUGAGAAGAGUGAUGUUUAUAGCUUUGGAAUUGUGUUGCUGGAGCUGGUAACUGCAAGGGCACCAAUAGAGCGAGGGAAGUACAUUGUGGUAAUGGUUAAGGAUGCAAUUGCUAAUUCAACGGAUCAAUAUUACAUUCGUGACAUUCUUGAUCCAACCCUCGGUUCAAGUGCAAAACUUGGAGGCUUGAAAAAGUUUGUGGAGUUGGCAAUGAGAUGUGUCAAAGACUAUUCAUGUGAGAGGCCUACAAUGGGUGAGGUGGUGAGAGAAAUCGAGAACAUCAUGCAGUUAGCUAGUUCGAACAAGAAUUCUGAAACGGAGUUCGCUUCAUCAAGUAAUGAGGGGAUGUCUGACUGGGGUAAGGCCUUUGAUUACAGUGGUGGCUUCUUACCUCGUGAUUUGGAGGGCCACUGGUAA
Messenger RNA from Ilex paraguariensis (yerba mate), 1954 nucleotides. The record is from the annotation of a GenBank genome assembly. Lineage: Eukaryota; Viridiplantae; Streptophyta; Magnoliopsida; Aquifoliales; Aquifoliaceae.